AUGGAUCACAUCAGAGGCUUGUCCCAGUUUGGACAAGAAAACCCCCGUGCUCCCCCUUCCCCGGACCUCGAUGCCCUCUUCAACGAAGUCUUUGACUACCCGGCCUUGCUCGGCGAGCCGGUUCACUGGCCCCAGCACGCCUACUCCUACACCCAGCAACCCCAGCACCAGCACCUUUCCAAACUUGUCACCGAAUUUCCCUCGCGUGACGCCCUCGAGGCUCGCUUCUAUAGGAUGAGCCCCUCCUUCGGCUCAGAUAAUGCCACCACCUCCCCGACUUACUCGGGACACUCCUCUCCCCCAGACCUCAUUCAGGGCGGAAGUACCUCGCCCUCUGAGCAUUCUGACCAUGAGCUGCCCGAGUACCAUGACCGCCCAUCCCGUCAUGCGAGCCGCAGUCCAAAGGGCUACCGUGCUCAUCACGACGAGCAUUGGGCAUAUCCCGUGCAUGGUUCGCACAAGCCAUCCCGACGGGAGCUUGUGCACCACAAGGUUCGGGGCCCCAUUCCCGGAGGUGCCACAGGGCCGAUCGACCAGGGCCCCGGUCCCAAGCUUCCGUCUGGACGAACCCCGGCGAAGCGUCCGAGGCAGCUGGAGAACCCAGAUCAAACAGCCGACGUGCGUAAGAGUGGAGCUUGCCUACCAUGCCGGGUAUCCAAGACUCGAUGCCACGAGAACGGCGUUUGCCCCGCAUGCCGCAAGGCCUUCCCGGAACAUUCUCAUCUCGUCUGUGCCCGCAAGAGUCUGAGCGAGUUGUGGCCCAUUAUCGGUCAAGGUCCUGAUAUCUGGUCAAGGAACCCCAAGAAGGAGGCCGCUUUCUGCGCAGAGGCCCGUCCACGUAUCUUCACCGGUGUGGUCAAGCCCAUCAAGGUGUUCUUCUCCACCAAGCCGAGCGCGGAUUCGCCGUUUUUCCAUGCCUACGUCCAGCCGUAUCGUUGGAGGGACGAGGAUGGAAACAACCCCAUCGAGAAGGUCUCCCUGUCCAGUGCCUCGGGUCAGCUCGUCGACCACUCCCAACUGCAGCAAUGGGUAGAGGCCCAAAUCUACCAUGAACGGGACCAUGCCUUCCCCAGUGCUGUACAGAGGUUCCUCAUGGACUAUGCCAAUGAGGGCCGCGGCCUGCCUCAGCACCGUCUGGUGUGUCUUAUCCACCGCAUGGGGUGCUUCUACCGUAUCUGGAAGACAUCUUCUUUCGGGUGCCGCGAUCCGUCCGGAAGGGUGAGUGUCUUGCCAAUCUCGGUGCAGGCGCAGCUUCGCCACAUUGCGAUGAAGGCAAUUCACUCCAUCGAGGGUGAUAUCUUGCGGCAGCUGGACAACCUCACCACCCCCGCCCACCAGCCCAAGCAGGACGACCGCUUGGCUCUCUGGGCAGGCCUGUGGCAAUUGAUGCUGUUUUACCGAGACCUCACAGCCUCGAUUGAAACCCUUGCUGCUCGUUUGGAAGCUGACUUUGACCCAGCCCACCCACUGUACGCUCGAGUUCAGUACCUCUCAGACGGGUUCUUCCCGCUACUGGCAACGUUCUAUCACUAUCAGUUCAGAACAAAGAAGAGCCUUGAGGUGUCAUUGGACUGGCUCAGGUCGUCCAAGUACAAUGGGUGUCGAUACAAAGCCAUUGAGCACAGCGGCAGGAUCCUCCUCGACAGCCGCAAGCACUUCUUGCAGGGCCUUCAAAGCUCGCAGAAUGAGAUUGACCAGAGACUUUGCGUGUUCGUCGUCAACCACGAACUCAAAAAGCUGAAUGCAAGGAAGCGGGCGCCCAAGUCCUCGAGAUCCAAGGGGGCGGAAGACGACUGCGACGAUGACUAUGAGUAA
Emericellopsis atlantica is the source of this 1815-nucleotide messenger RNA. RefSeq lists its product as uncharacterized. The record is from RefSeq and is a predicted model, not a curated record. NCBI's taxonomy places the organism in Eukaryota, Fungi, Ascomycota, Sordariomycetes, Hypocreales, Bionectriaceae. Bases 1 to 1815 code for a protein of 604 amino acids. The transcript has 4 exons.